AUUCAACGUUUCAUAGUAAGUUAUGAUUUAUCAUAGUUUCAUGAUAGAUCAUUGUUAUCAGAAAUUCAACGUAUCCAAUGAUCGUUGAGGGCGAAGCAAGCCUCAAGUUGAUCGAGUUAGUUUAGCUCGGUGUUGGCAUUUCUGUUCAUAAAAAUUUCACAAACGUUCAGAGUUCAAUGCAGUGGAAUAAAAAUGGCAAAGGGAGCAUCGGCCGCACUCGCGAUACGAUUGGAAAUUGCAAUGCACGCUGAGCUCACAAGUUGACAAGCAUGUUAAAGUAGACAAACCCAUUGUGAACAUCCUUUAGCCAUAGCUAACAAGAAGAACACCUUGCCUGUGCUCUCCUUCCUCUUUCACUGUUUGGUUUGCUUUCUUCUCUCUUCCACGAUCUUCGCUUCUCGCUUCAAAAGAAAAAAAAAAAAAAAAAAAAAAAACAAACAAACGAAGUUCGAAACGAAAGCAGCAAGAGAAGGUAGCAUGGGAAUAAUGUGUGAAAGUAAGUUGAUGAACAGGCAAUAAAAGUUCGAGGAGAAGGAAAGAGAGAAAUUCUUCGUGAGGAAAUAUAGGGAAGACAAGUUGUUUUCUGUUUCUCGGGGUUGCCGCGGUUUCAGGCGUGCUUUAAUGCGAGCUGUGUGUUUUCCUUUGAAACGGAUUUCUAGACCGGUCUGAACGGGGUGAAACCUGCCAUCCCGCCGAGGGAUCAAAAGAGGGCACCUGCCAGACCCCCGAAAGAUAAUCUACGUUUGUCCACGCAGAACAACAAUGUGGAGAGCACCGAUAACGCGAACGCCGAGCCCACGCAACAGCAACUGCACUCCAUCAGAAAAUACCAGGUACGACAUCUUUUUUUUUUUUUUUUUUUUUUCUUUCUCUUUCGUUAGGAAAGUUUUCUCUCAUUCGAUCGUUCGUCUCGUUCGAUAUAGAGGAGAGAAGAUACAUCACGCUUGCAUCUCUUCGCGCUCGUUGCUGCUUCGAAUACCUCGACACGUCUCGAUAGAGAUCGGUGAAUAAUUCAACGUGGAAUUAACGAUGGAUGUUACAGCUCCCUCUUCCCCCCCCCCUCCUUAGUUACGAAUUCUACGUUCUUCUUCAACCGAUUGCACUCGCAGACACGCGAUUGCGUUCGUUCUCUCCGUUGUUACGCAUCGAAAAGUAACGCUUGGAAAGUAACGCUUGUUGUGUAUUUGCAAAUGCGCGAGUUGCAGAGGCGGCGACCAAUUGAAUCUGUUAGAAACACUUUUAGCUUUGAAGAUUAAUUUAAUGACAGGAGAAUGUCGUCCAAUUUCGUCUUGUAUUUAUAUUUAUCAGAUGAACAUU
Messenger RNA from Heterotrigona itama, 1317 nucleotides. Lineage: Eukaryota; Metazoa; Arthropoda; Insecta; Hymenoptera; Apidae. The record is from the annotation of a GenBank genome assembly.